GUGAUGUCUGACAAUCUCAACAAUUUGCCUUAUCUGAUCUAACAUUGGUCUAUAAAAACAGAAAAAGAUCCUCUUAGCUUCUGCAAUAGCCUUCAAUGGCUUCCACCAUUAUACCAAUAUUCAUCUUCUUUUUCUUCUCUUCAACUUCCUCUCUCAACGUUUCUUCAGCAAAUUCUCUGAACCCAAAUCUCACUUCCAUACGAAGCUUCUGCAAAUCAACUCCAUACCCAGGUUCUUGUUUCGAUUCACUGAAGCUUUCCAUUUCAGUAAACAUCAGUCCCAACAUGCUUUUCUACCUCCUUCAAACCCUCAAAACUGCAUUAUCCGAGGCCGCGAAGCUAACAAGUUUAUUCUCCAAUGACGGAAAUGGAAACGUGAUCGUCGAGAAACAAAGAGGAGCAUUGCAAGAUUGCAGGGAACUCCAUGAAUCAACACUAUCUUUGUUGAAAAAAACAGUGUCGAGAAUCGAAGAUGAAGAUUCGAGGAAGAUAGUUGACGCGAGAGUCUAUCUCAGUGCAGCUCUCACGAGCAAGGAUACAUGUUUAGAAGGGUUAGAUUCUGCAUCUGGUCCAUUGAAACCUGUUAUUGUGAAAUCUUUGCUUAGUACUUACAAACAUGUGAGUAACUCUAUUUCGAUGCUGCCCAAGUCGGGAAAACGGCAUCGUAAUCGUCGGCGCUUGCGAGGCAUCGACGACGAAUAUGAUCCAAGCAAAGUGCUGACCGUUGCGGCCGAUGGCACGGGGAAUUUCAGCACCAUUGCCGAGGCUAUUAUCUUUGCUCCUAAGAAAAGCAAAGAGAGGGUAAUGAUCUAUGUUAGGGAAGGGGUUUACGAAGAGAAUGUGGAGAUCCCGAGCAGUAAAACCAACAUUGUUUUGCUUGGAGAUGGCAGUGAUGCCACUUUCAUUACUGGGAAACGAAGUGUGGGUGAUGGCUGGACCACUUUCAGAUCUGCAACUGUUGCGGUAUCCGGGGAAGGCUUUUUGGCUCGGGACAUAACCAUAGAGAAUAUGGCAGGGCCAGAAAAGCAUCAAGCAGUUGCAUUAAGAGUAAAUGCAGAUUUCGCUGCAUUCUACAGAUGUGCCAUCAAUGGGUACCAGGAUACGUUAUAUGUCCAUUCUUUCCGACAAUUUUACCGCGAAUGCGACAUAUCAGGGACCGUAGAUUAUAUAUUCGGAAACGCUGCUGCGGUGUUCCAGGCAUGUAACAUAAUCUCAAGGAUGCCGAUGCCAGGUCAGUUUACCGUCAUCACAGCUCAAUCUCGAGAUGCCCCGGACGAGUACACUGGGAUUUCGAUCCAGAACUGUUCGAUUCUCGCCACGGACGAAUUGUACGGGAAUUCCAGCAGCGUUAAAAGCUACCUAGGGAGACCAUGGAGGGUGUAUUCCACCGUAGUUUUUCUCGAAUCCUACAUCGAUGAUCUUAUCGAUCCUAACGGAUGGAGAAAGUGGUCUAGUGAUGAGGGCUUGGACUCCCUUUAUUACGGAGAGUACAAUAAUUUCGGACCGGGUUCGAAUACAGAUAAUCGAGUCGCCUGGCCUGGAUAUCAUGUAAUGGAUUACGAGAAUGCAUAUAAUUUCACAGUCUCGGAGUUCAUCACGGGUGAAGCUUGGCUGGAUUCUACAUCGUUCCCAUAUGAUUAUGGGAUUUAAAUUUUAUCAGCUUCUAUUAUUGUGGUGACUGAUAAAGCUCUAACAGAGUAGCCCACGGAAAUGGUUUUCAGUUUGACAGGUCAGAUCCACAUGUAUGUGUUGUCUUUUUCUUUUGGUAAGUAGCUUUAGUAUGUACUUUAAAACUGUAAAAAUUGAAAAAUUCCAAGCGGAAAUUGUCCAUCGCGACUUGAUUGAACUGCAAACACCGUACGU
This is a messenger RNA of Hibiscus syriacus, 1862 nucleotides long. Its product is annotated as probable pectinesterase/pectinesterase inhibitor 12. The record is from RefSeq and is a predicted model, not a curated record. Gene Ontology annotation, biological process: cell wall modification. NCBI's taxonomy places the organism in Eukaryota, Viridiplantae, Streptophyta, Magnoliopsida, Malvales, Malvaceae. The coding region runs from base 96 to 1649 and encodes 517 amino acids. The transcript is spliced from 2 exons. Gene Ontology annotation, molecular function: pectinesterase inhibitor activity; pectinesterase activity.